AUGGGCCUCACGGUCCAGAAGGCCACCCUGGCGGACAUUGUGGAGCAGCUGCAGGAGAAAGAGACAGGCCCAGGGCUUCCUGUUGGGCCGUCGCUGCCUCAGCCUCGCGAGCUUCCCCCCGGCCGCCUGCCCAACGGGCUUGAGCCGCCGGAGCGGACACCUCGGCCGGACCGGCCGCGGGCGCGCGACCGGCCCAAGCCGCGACGGCGGCCGCGGCCGCGAGAGGGUGGUGAGGGCGGGGGAAGCCGGCGCUCGCGCUCCGCCCCGGCCCAGGGCGGCUCCGCCCCCGCGCCUCCGCCACCGCCCACUCACACAGUGCAGCACGAGGGCUUCCUGCUGCGCAAGCGCGAGCUCGACGCUAAUCAUGGAGCUGACGAGGGGUGGGAGCUAAACUUCAGGGCGUCCAACCGGUGGCGGGGGUGUGCGGGGCCUGACUGGCGAGGCUUAACCUCUAGAAAUGAACUGGAGGAGCGGGGCCUGAGGUCGUGGGUGAGCCUGUACUGUGUGCUCAGCAAGGGGGAGCUGGGCUUCUACAAGGACGCCAAGGGCCCAUCAUCUGGGGGCACACACAGUGGGGAGCCGCUGCUCAGCCUGCACAAAGCCACCAGCGAGGUGGCUAGUGACUACAAAAAAAAGAAGCAUGUCUUCAAACUCCAGACCCAGGAUGGCAGCGAGUUUUUGCUCCAGGCUAAAGAUGAGGAGGAGAUGAAUGGCUGGCUGGAGGCUGUGGCUGCCUCAGUCGGGGAACACGCUGAGAUUGCCCGCUGGGGCCAGACACUACCCACCACCUCGUCCACAGACGAGGGCAACCCCAAGCGGGAAGCUGGGGACCGCAGGGCCAGCGGGCGACGGAAGUGACUUCCCGCGAGGCCCGACACACCUCUCCGCCCUUCCUCUGCACUGUGGGCACAAAGACACUUUCUCUUGCGCAGGGGCGGGAACCCCUAGUUCCACCAACACUGCGGAUGCGCCAUGACGGGCAUUGGAAAGGAGGGGACUUCUCCUGCACCCCAAGAAGUGGUGGGGGGAUUGCUGCCCCUAUAGCCAUAUCUCGGCCCCUUCCUGCUCACCACCCCUACCCCAGGUGCUGGGGCCCCAUUAUUUUUAUGCAAUAACUGAGUUGAGGGGGUGGGUAAGGGGCCAGUUGAGCCAAGCCCCCUGCCCAUCCCCAGAUUCUGCCCCAAGAAGCUGGGGUGGUAGGGGCGAUAAUUUCUGCCCCCCUCUCCACCCUAAGGAUGGGCACGGGGGCGCUGGUGAGGUCCCCUGGACCAUCCAGGGUGCUAGGGGGUGGGGAGGGGACGCCCCCUCCCCGCCUUUACCUCACUUCCAAUGCUGCCUUGAUCUCUGUCUGGGAAGGGGGAGUGAAGGGGUCCUAGUCCCCACACUCCGCCGUCUCAGAGCCAUGCGAUAAAUUCCUGACUUAGUUUAUUUUUGCAAAACGUCGACCUCCUCCUCCCCCGCCCCGCAUCAGCGAAGGCUUUUAAUGGGAGGGACGUCAAAGCUCAAAACUGUCUUCCUCUCUCCUCCCCCCUCCAGUUGUAAAUGCCACUUCGUGAGGGGAGGGGCGAGGGGAAGCCCUCCCCCUGCAUGCUUCUGGCUGGAGCACCUCCCUGGGGAGUGGGGGAACCGGGUUGUGAGCAGCCCCCAUGGCCGCCAGGAGAAGUCGCCGGGGCCUGGGGGUGUGGAGCGGUGUGGCAGGCGCGCACACUGUAUGUACCUAUAAUAAAACCUUGGCUUUGACGGUC
Messenger RNA from Manis pentadactyla (Chinese pangolin), 1745 nucleotides. Its product is annotated as spectrin beta chain, non-erythrocytic 4-like. Gene Ontology annotation, cellular component: cell projection; cortical actin cytoskeleton; cell junction. The transcript has 7 exons. NCBI's taxonomy places the organism in Eukaryota, Metazoa, Chordata, Mammalia, Pholidota, Manidae. Gene Ontology annotation, biological process: actin cytoskeleton organization. Gene Ontology annotation, molecular function: actin filament binding. The record is from RefSeq and is a predicted model, not a curated record. Bases 1 to 858 code for a protein of 285 amino acids.